This is a messenger RNA of Oncorhynchus keta (chum salmon), 4717 nucleotides long. It is a transcript of the gene spryd3, whose product is annotated as SPRY domain containing 3. The record is from RefSeq and is a predicted model, not a curated record. Gene Ontology annotation, molecular function: protein binding. The transcript has 11 exons. The coding region runs from base 226 to 1488 and encodes 420 amino acids. NCBI's taxonomy places the organism in Eukaryota, Metazoa, Chordata, Actinopteri, Salmoniformes, Salmonidae.
CGGUGUCUGAUGUCAGUAGGAAGCGCCAUACAUUUGCAACGUUUUUCUACUGUAAAGUUUUGGAGUCUUACCAAAUGAAUACAAGCACAUUUGAAUUAAUUAUUUAAACACAUACUGGACAAAUGGGGUAACCAACCCAUCUUCUGGAAAGCUACUGAGUGUGCUGGUUUUUACAAUAGCCCUACCUGAAUUCACUGGAUUUAGCCAAUCCUGACCUCAAGUCAAAUGGAUGACAUCAACCUACACUACAGGUUCCUGAACUGGAGGAGGAGGAUCAGAGACGUGCGUGCUGUACGCUUUCAGGAGCGCUACAAAAGAAUGCUGAAGAAUGGAGACACACUCAGCUAUCAAGGGAACUCUGAUGAGGUUGGCUGCUAUGUGGCUCCCCGUCCCUUAUCAAAGGGAAACUGCUACUUUGAGGUGACCAUAAUGGACACAGGGGUGAGAGGGACGAUAGCAGUAGGCCUGGUGCCACAGUUCUACAAGCUGGACCAUCAGCCAGGCUGGCUGCCACAGUCUGUAGCCUACCACGCUGAUGACGGCAAGCUGUACGAUGGGAACCCUGUGGGCCAGCAGUUUGGGCCCAAAUGCAACCGUGGUGACACGAUUGGCUGUGGAAUAUACUGUGAUACCAUCGAGGCUGGGUUGACCACGGUCUUUUUCACCAAGAAUGGCAAAGAGGUGGGCUCAUUGGUGUUCCCUGCAGCGGCGGAGGGCAUGUUCCCAGCAAUCGGGAUGCACUCUCUGGGAGAGGAAGUGAGGCUGGACCUCCAGGCAGAGUGGGACAUGGAGGAGGCCGACAGCAUCAUGAUGGUGGACAGCCACGAGGACGACUGGGGACGUCUCUACGACAUCAGGGUCACUGGCACGCAGCUCCUGGAGUACGUUGGGAAGGGGAAGAGCAUCCUGGACGUGGGUCUGGCCCAGGCCAGGCAGCCCCUCAGCACACGCUGCCACUACUUUGAGGUGGAGAUAGUGGACGCUGGAGAGAAGUGCUACAUCGCCCUGGGCCUGGCCAGAAGGGACUACCCCAAGAACAGACACCCGGGCUGGAGCCAAGGCUCAGUGGCUUAUCACGCAGAUGAUGGGAAGAUCUUCCAUGGUAGUGGGGUUGGGGAGCCGUUUGGUCCUCGCUGUAUCGAGGGUGACAUCAUGGGCUGUGGCAUCAUGUUCCCACGGGACUACAUAUUGGAUGGUGAAGAUGACAUAGAUGAGUGGGACCCUUUGGAGGUGCUGCCAAGGCAGGGCGAGGGGCGCAUCCAGAACAUUCUGUACCUGAAUGAUGAGGAGGAGGAGGAGGAGGAAGAAGAGGGGGGCGAACUGGACCAGGAGCAUGACGGCAGGAAGGUCAUGGUUUUCUUCACACGGAACGGGAAGCUGAUGGGUCGCCGUGAGGUGGUGGUGCCCCCAGGGGGGUUCUACCCCACCGUGGGGAUGCUGAGCAGCGGAGAAAAGGUCAAGGUAGACCUGCACCCCCUCAGUGGAUGAACCUGACCAGCCUGCAUCCUCUUAGUGGAUACGAUGAGUCCAGAAACCGAACACUGCACCCUGUCAUCGCCUGACCAGUGACCACAUCAAGCCUUACUGGGGAUCAGCGUAGUGAAACUAGGGCAGGGAUUCAUUCCGUGGCGUUCUAUAACUGACUUUUAAAGGUAUUUUAUGCUUGAGCGUUUACCAUUUAUUUGAUCUCUGCAAACGCCUGGGAAAGUGCUGUUAAAAGGCAUAUUGUGGGCUGUAUAAAAUGCUACCCUGUAACACAACUUGAAUAGAAUCCCAGCCUUAGUCACAACCAUCAGGACUCACUGUGGCAAAAAUAUAUAUAUAUACACUGAUGCAGUGAAAUGUGUUGUUUUACAGCGUCAGCAAUAGUAGUUUGGCAAAUUAGGGUAAAGUGCCUUGCUCAAGGGAACAUAGAUUUUUUUUUUUCUCACAUUGUUGUCUCGGGUAUUCGAGCCAGCGACUCCUAAAACUACCAUCAGGACUGACUGUGGCAACAAUACCAUCAGGACUGACUGUGGCAACAAUACCAUCAGGAUUCACUGUGGCAACAAUACCAUCAGGAUUCACUGUGGCAACAAUACCAUCAGGAUUCACUGUGGCAACAAUACCAUCAGGAUUCACUGUGGCAACAAUACCAUCAGGAUUCACUGUGGCAACAAUACCAUCAGGAUUCACUGUGGCAACAAUACCAUCAGGAUUCACUGUGGCAACAAUACCAUCAGGAUUCACUGUGGCAACAAUACCAUCAGGAUUCACUGUGGCUAAACUAAAGGCUUAGCGUGAGACCGAGUUGUUGGAUAAUUCUGUGCAAUUUGUUGUUUUAUCAUUUUUCAUCAAGCCACAUUUUUCCCCCCUGUCAAAGCAAAUAGUCAGCCCUGCCUGGUCCUGGGCUCUGAAACAGUGGAGCCCCUAAAAUGUCUCUCAUGAGGUCUACUGGCACACUUUGUUGAUUUCAUUUGUCAUGGCCCCAAACAUAGCAAUGCAUGUCCAACAGAGUCCGAGAGCCUGCUGGCAGUUCAUGUUAUAGGCACUAGUCCGUGAGUAGUGCUCUCCUGUGAGCACUGGAAGUUGCUGCUUCCCAAAUGGCACCCUAUCCUUUAUAUAGUGCACUACUUUUGACUAGUGCCCAAUUUGCCCUGGACAUAAAAUAAUGCACUAUAUAGGGAAUAGGGUGACAUUUUGGGACGCCGGUAGAUUCUGUGUGUGAUUGAGUGAGUAGUACCCUCCCGUGAGUGCUCACUAACCUGCCUCCUGGAGCUCAGCUGAGCUUGAUAGGCCCCAGAUCUGUUAGUACUUUAUAGCCAACUCUUAUGGUCAUUGUCAUGCCAAACACAGAUUUGGGGCUGGGCUAGGUGGGAGUAAAAACGAUAUUCUCCAUAUCAGAUGAAUGGCAUCCUGGUAUCAAGUAACCCCUUAUCAAAGACUGGAAAUUAUGUUAAUGUGUGAAUAUACACGACAUGGUAUGUGGACAAAAGUAUAUGGACAGUCGUUGAAAUGAGUGGAUUUGACCAUUUCAGCCAGAACCGUUGCUGACAGGUGUAUACAAUCGAGCACACAAUCGAGCCUGCUUCCAACUUUGUGGCAACAGUUUAGGGAAGGCCCUUUCCUGUUUCAGCAUGUCAAUGCCCCCGUGCACAAAGCAAGGUCCAUACAGAAAUGGUUUGUCGAGAUCUGUGUGGAAGAACUUGACUGGCCUGCACAGAGCCCUGACCUCAAUCCCAUCGAACGCCUUUGGGAUGAAUUGGAACGCAUACUGCGAGCCAGGCCUACUCGCCCAACAUCAUUACCCGACCUCACUAAUACUCUUGUGGCUGAAUGGAAGCAAGCCCCAUCAGCAAAGUUCCCAGAAGAGUGGAGGCCGUUAUAGCAGCAAAGGGGGGACCAACUCCAUAUUAAUGCCAAUGAUUUUAGAAUGAGGUGUUCGACGAGCAGGUGUCCAUAUACUUUUGGCCACGUAGCGUAUGUAUAUAUUCUAUGUCAUAUAUGUUUGACUGUAUAGAUUCAUAAUCUCCUAUAUAUUUUCCUAGAUUUCUCUCUACAUGGAAUUCUAUAACUGAAGACAUGGGAGAGAGAUUGUUGGCUUUUUGUAAUAGGGGGGGAUGGGUGGUGAGGGUUUAGUUAAAAAUCCCAAGCACUUUUUAAGUGUACUCUCUCCACUCCCAGUGUAAUUUACAAGCGGUUACUUUUUGCCUAAUUAUAUGUUCCGAUUCAUUUUUCAUGAACAUAUUUUGGUUGAGGAUAAUAGAUCAACUGCACACAAGAUCAUCAAUAUGUCGACAAUGUCUUCUGCAACAGUAUACUUUUGUCACAAGCACGUUAGAAAUGGUUGAGUCGGGUGGUGUCUGUCGUACACAGUAGAACCAGCAGAGUGCGAUCAGCAUCCUGUUCAGUCCAAUCUGAGAGGAAUGUUUGUUUGUUGUCCCAAAUGGCACCCUAUUCCAUACAUAGUGCACAAUUUAUUUAUUUUUACCAGGGCCCACUGGUCAAAAGUAGUGCGCUAUGUAGGGAAUAGGGUGCCAUUUGGGACUGAGUCUGUCUCAAUGUAUACAGAGGAAGAGACGGCGCGCUUGUCAUUUGUUCAUAAGGUUUAAGAGACUUGUUCCGAUCUAUGCCAAAUGUUUAAGGAUUCUGAUCAAUCCACCAUAUUGCAUUUCUAUUUGUAUGAUUUAACUCGCCAUGAGAUGCUUCUGUGUACAUCCCAAAUUGCACCUUAUUCCCUAUAUAGCGCACUAUUUUCGACCAGAGCACUAUAGUCCCUGGUCAAAAGUAGUGCACUAUAAAGGGAAUAAGGUGCCAUUUGGGACAUUGUCUGUCACCUGGACGUGCCUCAUUCCCUUGAUAUUGACACAAUCCCACACAGCAGCACCUCUGUAGUCACGGUUCAGGCAUCAUGAAGACCAUAGACAUGCUUAUUCAUAGAUGACAUACAAGCACGAGAAAGAAGGCUGUACUUGUAUCUCAAUUACGGUUGCAAAAUUGUAACUUUCCAAUAAUUCUCAGGUUUUCCAGAAAUCGUGGUUGGAGGAUUCUGGAUUUCCUGCGUAUUCCCUCCUAAACCUUCCGGACAGGAUUGAUGGGAAACCUGGGAAUUUUGGGGAAAUUAUCAGAAUUUGGCAACCAAAUGUAUUUACCUCAAUGUAAAUGUUAGCACCUUGCCUACUUCCAGGAAGGCUGUCUUACUAAUUAAUAUAUGCAUUAAAAGGUAGUUAUUUCCAUA